This is a messenger RNA of Octodon degus (degu), 2097 nucleotides long. It is a transcript of the gene Asah1, whose product is annotated as N-acylsphingosine amidohydrolase 1. The coding region runs from base 182 to 1369 and encodes 395 amino acids. The record is from RefSeq and is a predicted model, not a curated record. Gene Ontology annotation, cellular component: lysosome. Gene Ontology annotation, molecular function: fatty acid amide hydrolase activity; N-acylsphingosine amidohydrolase activity. Lineage: Eukaryota; Metazoa; Chordata; Mammalia; Rodentia; Octodontidae. The transcript is spliced from 14 exons. Gene Ontology annotation, biological process: fatty acid metabolic process.
GACGCCGAGCAGCCGCGCGGCCAAGGGGCGAGCGCUGACGCCACUUCUGGGCCUGCCCCUCGCCUCCUCCCCUACCGCCUGGCAUGGUGCGGCCCGAUCGCCCGCCGCGCUUCUCCCCGCCCAGGUGAAGCAGCUGGCAGCCUCUGAGGAAGUGUGGAGGAGCUGGGUGGCUGCUGGAAGGAUGCUGAGCUGGAGCCGCCUCAACCUUGCCCUUCUGGCCGCGGCUGUUGCCUGCGCUUCAGCGCAACACGUGCCACCGUGGACAGAAGACUGCAGAAAAUCAACUUAUCCGCCUUCUGGACCAACCUACAGAGGACCAGUUCCAUGGUAUACCAUAAAUCUUGAUUUACCACCCUACAAAAGAUGGCAUGCGUUAAUGGCUGACAAGGGACCAAUGCUAAGGAUUAUAGUGAAUUCCAUAAAGAAUAUGGUAAAUACGUUUGUGCCAAGUGGAAAAGUUAUGCAGAUGGUGGAUCAGAAGUUGCCCAUUCUGCUUGGUCAGUUUUCUGAUCCUUAUGAAGAGGAAAUGAAAGGAAUUGCAGAUGUUACUGGGAUACCCUUAGGAGAGAUUAUUUCAUUCAACAUUUUUUAUGAAUUGUUUACCAUGUGCACCUCAAUAAUAACUGAAGACAAGAAAGGUCAUCUGCUACAUGUUAGAAACAUGGAUUUUGGAAUAUUUCUUGGGUGGAACAUAAAUAAUAACACUUGGGUCGUAACUGAGCAACUAAAACCUUUGUCGGUGAAUCUGGACUUUCAAAGAAGCAAUAAAACUGUCUUCAAGGCAACAAGCUUUGCUGGCUAUGUAGGCAUGUUAACAGGAUUCAAACCAGGAAAAUUUAGUCUUACACUGAAUGAACGUUUCAGCAUGAAUGGCGGUUAUGUGGGUCUUCUAGAAUGGAUUUUGGGAAAGAAAGAUGCCACAUGGAUAGGGUUUAUCACCAGAUCAGUUCUGGAAAAUGGUACAAGCUAUGAAGAAGCCAAGAAUAUACUGGUCAAGACCAAAUUGUUGGCCCCAGCAUACUUCAUUCUGGGAGGUAACCAGUCUGGGGAGGGGUGUGUGAUUACACGAGAAAGACAAGACUCUUUGGAUGUAUAUGAACUUGACCCUAAGCAGGGCAGAUGGUACAUGGUGCAGACAAAUUAUGACCGAUGGAAAAAGCCCUUAUUCCUUGAUGAUCGCAGAACGCCUGCGCAGACGUGUCUGAAGCGCACAGCCCAGGAGAAUCUUUCAUUUGCAACCUUGUAUGAUAUUCUGUCAACAAAACCUGUUCUCAACAAGCUAACUGUAUUUACAGCCUUGAUGGAUGUUACAAAAAAUCACUAUGAAGCUUACCUUCGGGAUUGCCCUGACCCUUGUAUGGGCUGGUGAGCACACAUCGGCCCACGGAAUACGCCAAGACCCGACAGCGCCUUGUCCAGCGCGGCUGACCAGUGCAGCUGUCCAGAUUCUCUCUGCAGGCAAAGGACUCGAGACUGGUUCUGAGUGAUACCCUUGCCUUUCUCAGCGUGUUUACUAAUAGCAGACUGUUUUUACCAUAACAAUUGAUUUUCUUAUUUACAGGUUACUUCUUUAAGUGAAGUAAAACAGUCUUCUAGGAUUUGCUGAGAUUCAUUUCACUUUGACAUUUGGGCAUAGGGAUUAACAAUUAAACCACCUCCAUGGAAUUUCAAAUCGAUUCUCUACAGGCAUUUGUUUGAACUAGUAACUCAUGUGGCUAAUGUAAGUAGUCCACAUUAUUCAGUUUUUCACUUUUAUUAACAUAGUUGUAUAUUUUUCUGUGUAGCAAAAUUUUCCUUCUAACUACUAAGAGAAUCGAUAUAUCAUUGCAUUUUGCUGUUAGUGGCAGCAAUAUCAUUUCACUCCAUUGGACUGGGAGGAUGAGACAGACAUUCAGUAUUUCUGCCAUUACAAAUACCUUUGAAACUGUAAAAGUUUUGGGGAUUCAUGAAAUAAUAUCUGAGGCAGUUUUUUAUAAUAAGAAUGGACCUACUUCCCUUUUCACAAUUAUUUUACCUUCUAGUAUUCCAGGAAGUUACAAAAUUAAAAAAAAAACCUGAGUCCAAGUUGGGUAUGGGGCACAUGCCUGGAAUCCCAGU